AUGAACAUCAUAAAAAACCCAUUCUACUCUGGGCGUCUAUCACCCGACCGCCCUGAAUCACCACCACAACAAUUCGAGAGCCACAGAGAGGCGAAGAAUCGUACCAAAACCGGGGCUCCAAUCCAGAUCCUUUUGGGGCCGGGACCGACCAUUUUUUCUUCUACCAUCAAGCGUUUGGACGCCUUUGCACCCAAAUACCGCCAGUACCUAUCCACCGACCGCCAUCAAGUCAAAUUGCCGGACAUCAAUCCAGCAGUCUGGGAUGUUUUCCAAGAAUGGAUAACGCAAAAACGGAUCAGUAUCAGCGAAAAUUUAGCCGAAGACUUCUACAAGUAUGGGGCUAAGAAACCGAGCAACGAGCAUGAGGCUUCACAGCGACAAUGUGUCAUUCUAUGCAGCACUUGGGUCCUCUGCAUCAAACUCGACAUCCAGUUUGACAUGAGUCAGGACAUCUAUAGCGCGCUGAAGCACCUGUUCAAAAAGGUGUCUCAGCGAGAGCCAACUCUAGACGUUCUGAUACCAGAAUGCUUCCAGCUCAUCCAUAGCAACCUUCGUGAAGACCUUCCUAACUAUGCGGAUGAACCGAUCUGGAAACUCUUACAAAGCCAACUGAUGUUUGAGCUAUCCUUACCAAAUCCGCCCGUUGAAGUCCUUCUGCAGCUCUAUCAGCCUUGCCUGCAUCAAAUCCCCCAUUUGGAGCGCUAUAUUCUAACGCAGUUCAUCAAUAGUUAUCGAGAAGCGGCGAAAGACGUUGAUAUGACUCAGAGCUUUCGCCACCUUAGGAAUCGAACCCAAGCAGGAGUGCCACAACUGGCACUGACGCCUGCCCCAGUACAAGGACCGGAAAGCUUUCAAUUCAAUCCCCAACAGGUGUCUUUCGCCACUACUAUAGCAUCAUUUGACGACCAACUCACCCACGAGAGUGACCAACUCACCCACGAGAGUGACCAGCUCACCCACGAAAGUGACCAACUCACCCACGUGAGUGCGUCUGAAGGAGGGGAAGAAGACGAAGUCAUGACAGAACCUCCACAAGAAGAAGAUCGCCAUGAAAGCGAGGCCCCGUUAACUGGUGUCAGUGCUCCGUCUAGUUUUCAAAUUCCUUCUACUUCGGUACCCAAUGAUGCAAGUCCCCAUAGCAAUACGGUCACUAAUCCGGCACUUCCUGUGACACCCGCUGUGUCUGGAGCUCUAGAUCCAGUAAGCGAUAGCCGUGGGGGUGGUCGUGGCGGUGGCCGUAAAGGUGGCCGUCGUCGGAAAGGGAACUGA
Bacidia gigantensis is the source of this 1269-nucleotide messenger RNA. RefSeq lists its product as uncharacterized. The transcript has 2 exons. NCBI's taxonomy places the organism in Eukaryota, Fungi, Ascomycota, Lecanoromycetes, Lecanorales, Ramalinaceae. The record is from RefSeq and is a predicted model, not a curated record. The coding region runs from base 1 to 1269 and encodes 422 amino acids.